AUGCCUGGUCAGGCGAAGACUUCUCGUCCCCGUGCCGGCAAGCGCACCCGAGUCCGCCGUCGCUUGGCCACCCUCCGCGACGCCCUGCAAGCCGGUCUUCCAGAAGACUCAGGCCGUCCUCCUCCACCUCCUCGUCCUCCACCCCCAAGAGGAGUUCGAGCUUCUACGCUCACCCCUGCCUCCUCCGGCAAAGCGCGCUUGCGGAGGGCCCCGACGCGACCUAGAUUUCUAGGUCCAGCUUCUAUCAUCCUGGGCCCCAUCACCAACACGUGGUUAGCGGCCCCCACGUCUCGUACAUGCACGGGCCCUCCACCAACAUCCGGACCACCUACUCAUGGACGGUCUCCAGGCCUGGAGAUACCUCAUCCUGGUGAAGGGUGCACCCCGAAUCCACCAGCAGCCGCCCACGAGUCAGCGCAGCCAGCCCCGGUCCAUGCAGCACCUGGACGAGUUCCUGAGGGCAAACAACCGGAGCCUUCUCAUCCGAGGGUUCCCCUCGACCGCCUCCAGCUCCAGUAG
Belonocnema kinseyi is the source of this 519-nucleotide messenger RNA. Its product is annotated as basic proline-rich protein-like. NCBI's taxonomy places the organism in Eukaryota, Metazoa, Arthropoda, Insecta, Hymenoptera, Cynipidae. The coding region runs from base 1 to 519 and encodes 172 amino acids. The transcript has 2 exons. The record is from RefSeq and is a predicted model, not a curated record.